AUGUCAAACGAAUGUGUUCAUAAUCAUGAAGAAAGGGCUAUAUCAGGUACUUGGGUGAUAGAUGAAAUUUUAAAAGCUUUAGAAAAAGGUUACAAAAUGAUUGAAAUAUACGAAAUUUGGAAGUAUGAAACUGUCCAGUACGACCACAAUACUAAAACAGGUGGUUUAUUUCCAGAAUAUAUUUCCAAUUUUUUAAAAAUUAAACAACAGGCCUCGGGGUGGCCUGCGGAUUGUAAGUCUAUUGUGGAGAAAGAAAAAUAUAUCACAGAGUAUUUUGACAAGGAAGGAGUUUCUUUAUGUGCUGACGAAAUUGAAUAUAACCCAGGUCGUAGACAGAUAGGAAAAAACCCUCUAAACUCUAGACUUAUUUAA
Molecule: messenger RNA, 372 nt
Organism: Psylliodes chrysocephalus
Lineage: Eukaryota; Metazoa; Arthropoda; Insecta; Coleoptera; Chrysomelidae
Source: the annotation of a GenBank genome assembly